Molecule: messenger RNA, 230 nt
Organism: Trichomonas vaginalis G3
Lineage: Eukaryota; Parabasalia; Trichomonadida; Trichomonadidae
Exons: 1
Source: RefSeq, a predicted model, not a curated record
AUGAGCUUGAAAGAAGUAUUCGAACAACAUCCAUGGAGGUCAUUUAAGAAGUUCAAUGAAGCAGCAAAAAGUUGGGGAUUUACUAACAGAGCUGAAGUGAAAAGGUUCUUUGACAAAAAUGUUGUACAUCAAACAAAAAUAAACCCUUACGACUACUUUUUACCAAUUUACUCCAACACUCCUGACGCAUACCAAUUUGACACUCUCAUUCAAAGCAGAAAAGGAGGACA